Molecule: messenger RNA, 1943 nt
Organism: Hyaloscypha bicolor E
Lineage: Eukaryota; Fungi; Ascomycota; Leotiomycetes; Helotiales; Hyaloscyphaceae
Product: mitochondrial matrix Mmp37
Exons: 3
Coding region: 120-1646 (508 amino acids)
Biological process (GO): CDP-diacylglycerol biosynthetic process; cardiolipin biosynthetic process
Cellular component (GO): mitochondrion
Molecular function (GO): phosphatidate cytidylyltransferase activity
Source: RefSeq, a predicted model, not a curated record
CACCUUCGUACAUUUGGCAACUCGAUGGAGAUUGACGCGCGGUGACGUUUCUGCAGCGUCUGCUGCACACACCUGUUUAUAUUUCGAAUAAGACUCAUUGUACAACUCUCUGACGUACAAUGGCUCUCCGCUAUGCCCAACGCCCCGGACUUCAAUGUACCAGAUAUUUUGGAUCAUCGAGUCGAUCAUGGCCUAUACAACCUUCCCUCCCCGCGCGACGAUUCCUGGCUUCACAAUCUACCAAAGGUCCUGGAACAUCGAAGCUCGCGUCCAACGAAGCAGCCUCUCCUUCACCUUCGUCUGAGUCUUCCAACUCGUCUGGAACAUUGAAACCCAGUCCUACAACGGUUGCGCCAAGCGAUUGGGAGGACAACCUAAACUAUGCUAUAUCUCAGUUUUCUGAAUUGCCGCAUUCGAACUUUGGGGUGAACCAGCAUAUAGUGAUCAAUGAUGAAUUCAAGGAGGCAUUACGGCAGAUUCUAUGGCAAUUCAGAGCGCCUAUAAGAUAUGCUUUUGCAUACGGGUCUGGGGUGUUCCCACAAUCCAAGCCGAACGCUGUAGCGCCGUCAAGUGCUACUUCAAUACACUCGAAGCCCGCAGCUGCCGUUGUCAAAGCACAAGCCGGCAAUCCGAAGAUGAUCGACUUUAUAUUUGGCGUCUCCUAUACCCAGCAUUGGCAUUCUCUCAAUCUCACACAACAUCGAGAUCAUUAUUCCGCCCUCGGAUCACUCGGAUCUGGUGCAACAUCAUGGGUUCAAGACAAAUUGGGAGCUGGGGUCUACUUCAAUCCCUAUGUGACGGUCAAUGGAACGCUCAUCAAAUAUGGCGUCGUGAACUUGGAUACACUCUGCACGGACCUCUCCGAAUGGACGACACUAUACCUAGCUGGACGACUCCACAAACCAGUCAAAAUCCUUCGAGAUGAUCCGCGAGUACGACUAGCAAACCAAGUUAAUCUUUUAUCAGCCCUACGAACCGCCCUAUUACUGCUACCACCAACGUUCACAGAACAAGAACUCUACGGCACGAUAGCAAGCAUCAGCUACAUGGGCGACCCCCGCAUGGUCCUCCCCACCGAAGACCCCUCCAAAGUCGCCAACAUAGUGGGUAACAACCUCCCACAUUUCCGGCGUCUUUACUCCCCGUUAAUCGACAAUCUCCCCAACGUCAGCUUCAACGAUUCCAAAUGCUCCGACCCCGACUGGUCGUCCGACCCUUCGGCGAACGUCCGCCUAGCACAAGACAUGGACCCCAUCAAACGCGGGAACAUGGUCCGCCGCCUCCCCAAAGCAUUCCGCUCAAAGCUGUACUUCCAAUACCAGAAGAAAUACCAGAUUCCGCAACUGGAGUUCAAUAAGAUGUUGGAAGCGGCGAGUGACGAGGACGCGACGAGGAUUAACAGGCGAGAGGGUGGGGGUUUCGAGAGGAGGAUUGCGAAUGAGCCGCCCGAGGAUCUGAGGAUGGAGGUCCGGGGCGUGAUUAAGAGUACGAUUAGCUGGCCGAGCACGAGUCAGAGCCUUAAGAGCGUGCUGACUGCGGGGAUUGGGAGGAGCUGGCGGUAUAUGGGUGAGAAGAUCUCGAGGUAUAGGGAGGGGAAGAGGAAAGCUGCUCAGGCGGCUAAGGACGAAAAGGAGAAAAAGGAGUGAUGAUGAGACGAACGUGAGAGUUCGGUUCGGGCGCUGAACGUAAGUGGAGGAUUGAAUGUCCUAAAAUUAUGCGGGCAUUGAGACUCAGGGAGAUCCUGAUGAUCUGAGCCUUUCUUGUAUGUAUGUAAUGUGGGAAGGUAUUGGAGUACAUAGAUGAGCUUCGGCUCAAUUACAGUCUAGCAAAAGCUAGACCACAGCUUUCCUUUGUCGGGAUUGCAUAUGGAGGUUAACCCAACCUACCGUCACGAAUAAAAAGGAACUUUCUUCAACUUCACAAAUACGAUUUGAACAUCCAUG